GAAGAGGAAGUGACUUGAGAAGGUGAUGAAAGUAAACAUAAAGUACAGUAAUAAAUGUGAUCAGUUUGUGUGAGAGAGAUUAUCAGCUGUGAUUAACGACACACACACACACACACACACACACACACACACCCACCCACCCCGGAAGUUGUGCCAUGAGGUGACAGGAGUCAUUUAAAACAGGAACACACACACACACACACACACACACACACACACACACACACACACACACACACACACACACAGAGGAGCCUGGCUGUGGACCUCACACACAGGAACGGUGUCUCACACACGGAUUAAAGGUUGUUGGAGAUGUGGUGGUUUCAGGAGGGGUUGUGUAUCCUGCCUGUGUCACUGGUCAUUUGGACAGCAGCUACAUUUGUUUUUGCUUACAUCACAGCGGUGGAGCUGAGACACGUCGACCCGUUUGUCCCCUACAUCAGUGACACAGGUACAGUUGCUCCUGAGAGGUGUGUGUUCGGGAUCAUGCUCAGUGUCUCAGCGUUUCUUGGCAUUGCCACUAUGUAUGUGCGUUAUAAGCAAGUUGAGGCUCUCACUGAUCAUGGAGAAAAGCAACUACUGAAGCUCAAUACUGUGGGCUUUGUGCUCGGCUGCAUCAGUUCCUUCGGCAUGUGUGUGGUGGCAAACUUCCAGAAGACAACGCUGUUCUCGAUGCACCUGGUGGGUGCAGUGCUGACGUUUGGCGUGGGUGCGCUCUACAUUCUGACACACACACUUGUUUCAUACCACAUGCAGCCGCACAUACACACCAAACAAGUCUUCUGGAUUCGACUGAUCAUCGGGCUCUGGACCUUCAGCAGCAUCAUCAGCAUGUUUGUAUCCUCAGUAAUUCUGUACAGCAGCCUGCCAGGAUUAGAGGUGCAUAAAAAACUCCACUGGAACCCUGGAGAACUUGGUUACACAGCUCACAUGGUGAGCACAGUCUCUGAAUGGUCUCUGGCUUUUUCCUUCAUCAGCUUCUUUCUCACCUACAUCAGAGACUUUCAGAAGAUCAGCCUGAGGGGGGAGGUGGACCUUCAGAGCAGCAAUUUGCAUGACUCCGCCCAUUUUGGUUCAGCAUGGAUCCCUGGAGAGACAUCCUCCUUACUGGCUGGAUCCAUCUAAACACAAAGCCCCUCCUAGACAACCACACCACUCCCUUGACCCCAACACACACACAAAAAACAAAAGGAAGAAGCAGUUUAAAUAUCUGACCGAUGGGAUCAGAGCUUUCUUAUCUCUUAUUUCCUCAUAGAUCGUCUCAGUCAUGUAGCUGCUCUUAAAACCUCUACAAUAAGCUCAGUAGUUUUGAGCUGAAUCAAAUGUUUCACAGGGGCAGGUAUAACCCUAACCACAGGGGCAGGUAUAACCCUAACCACAGGAGCAGGUAUAACCUUAACCCUAACCUUAACUACAGGGGCAGGUAUAACCUUAACCACAGGGGCAGGUAUAACCUUAACCCUAACCACAGGAGCAGGUAUAACCCUAACCUUAACCCUAACCAGCAGAAGGUUUCAGUGUUUAUACAGAAUACACUUUAGAUUUUAUUUUAAAGACACAGAUAUAAAUUUGGGGAAAAUGCAGUUUAAAAUGUUCCUCCGUGAGCUUUAACCCUGUAACUCUACAGUAGGCUGUUAUUUUAUAUUACUUUGUUAUUGUUUAGCUUGAACUUCUCAUUAGCAUAGUUAGCAUAGUGAAGCGCUUUUUGUAAUCAUGAACAAGACAAAUCCGGUUAAUCUGGAAAACAUUUAUUAGUAAAAUGAGAAUUUAAUAAUAAUUAGUUUAACAUUUCACUUAUUAGUCACAUUAGUAUUUCCAUGCUGUUUAUUUUCAGUUAAAAAAAAGUCAGGUACAAGCUGCAAAGUGAACACAUGAAUAGCACAAGGUUCAGUGUUGAUCAGAUGUUUAUGGUGACCAGCAGCCUGCGACUGUGGACUCUCUCUUACUACUGCUAAUCACAUCACUGACACUGCCUUUAUUUUACUGCCUCUAUUUUACACCACCUGUUUAUUUUCAGUCAACAAGCAGCUAAGACACAGUCAGUAUUGUAUGUUUUUAAAACAUAAAGACAAAUAAACUCUUAUUUUUAUACUGUUUAAA
This is a messenger RNA of Tachysurus fulvidraco (yellow catfish), 2103 nucleotides long. RefSeq names its product DNA-damage regulated autophagy modulator 2b (gene dram2b). Gene Ontology annotation, biological process: regulation of autophagy; photoreceptor cell maintenance. The transcript is spliced from 9 exons. NCBI's taxonomy places the organism in Eukaryota, Metazoa, Chordata, Actinopteri, Siluriformes, Bagridae. The record is from RefSeq and is a predicted model, not a curated record. Bases 316 to 1128 code for a protein of 270 amino acids. Gene Ontology annotation, cellular component: lysosome.